AUGAGCCUCGUACUACCGGAGAAGCGCCUGUGCCGCGCGCAGCCUGAUUCGGGGUUGCCGCCAUCGCAGCUGCUCCUCCUCCCCACGUCCGUGCAAUGGCGAAUCCUGGACCUCCUAGACGCUCGCUCGCUCGUUUGCCUCUCGGGCUCGUGCCGCGAGCUACGGACCGCCGUCUCCGCCUCCGCUGAUCCGCAAGCCGCGCUUCGAUGGCGCCGCCUGUGUCAGGCAAAGCUUGGUCCGUGCCUGGGCGCGCUGCACGAGGCGUUCGCGCGCCACCAGAUGCGCCAGCGCCUGAAGUCCUCGCCGACCUCUUCGCUCCCCCCGGUCGACCAUCCGCGCCUGAAGCCCCAGCAACCCCAGUCGGCGCUCGAACACGGCGAGAAUCCGCAUUUUCAGGGGGAGAAUCGGAGUCAGCCCGAGCAGACGCCGGGACCGCCAGCGCAACAGGGUCAACUGCAGGAGCAGCCGCAGUCACAGCAGCAGCAGCAGCAGCAACAGCAGCAGCAGAAACAGGCGCAGUCACUGCUGCAGCAGCAGCAGCAGCAGCAGCAAGAGCAGCAGGAGGAGGAGGAGCGGGCGAGCAGCAGCGACAGCGCCUGGCAAAUGGCGUGGCAUUGGAGCUGGGAACCACCCCCGCAACUUCCUGACCUCGCCACUCUCCCUACCCGUGACCCCGCCCGCACCAGAAGAUCAACGUGCGGCUCGGUGGGAAAGCGGCCGUUUCGGCGAUCGGCGGGGCUGCGGUCGCGGUCGGGGGAGCUGUCGCUUGCGCCGAUGGCUGCGGCAGCGGUGGCGGAGGGAUACGGCGAGACGUGGUUCUGGCAGCGGCUGUUCGGCGCUGCUGUGCGCCCGCGCGACGUGCAGUGGUGGCCGGAAGGGGGGAACGCAUUGCGCCAGAGCCUCAUAUCGUCGUGGCGCGCGGAGCGCGCUAAAUCGGGAGGCGCAGUCCCCUCCGCGGGGCUACAGACAGCGCAGCUGCUGCCGCUGUGUCGGCAGGCGGACAUGGGCAUGCGCGCGGGUGCAGGCGGAAGCGCGGGCGCGGGGAACGGGAAGGGGGGCGGGGGGGACGCGGAAUGGCCAGCAUAUGACGAGUCAGCGGCGGCUGCGCUGGAGAUGCUCGAGCGCACAGGGCACUCCGCCACUCAGGUAGGGCAGGCGGGGUGGGGGAGGGGGAUGCGGGGGAGACGCGGGGUUCGCCCAGCGGAGGUGGUUGGAGAUUACCAGCGGAGAUGCUAUGUGGGCGAGCUGCUGGUGGUGGUCGGGGGAUUGAGUCGGCAGGGACAGGCGACAAUAGACGUGCUCGUCUUCCACCUCGCCUCGCUCGCUGCCUGGCGCCCUGCCGUGCACACAUGGGGGGGAGACGCGCUGCCCCGCCGCCGCUUCCGCCACACCGCUGCGCUCAUUCACCCGCCUGCUGCGCUCAGAGCGGGGGGGUUUGCACAGGAGGAUGAUCCGAUUCUGUUCAUGUUCGGCGGAUAUGAUUUGGAGGGCAACGUGCAUGGCAUGGAGGAGGCCUUCUUCCUCUGCCUCUCUGACGCAGGAGCCACUGCCACGUGGCGCCGUGCGCACACCAGAGGCACCAUGCCCUCAGCGCGCUUCCACCAUGCCAUGGCUGCCUAUGCUAACGGAUCCAAAGUGCUCGUCUACGGAGGCGAAGGACUGGCAGUCAAUGACUGGGACGUGGUGGGAGGAGCGCGACAGGAGGGCACGCUGGCACAAGGGGAAGUUGGAAGAGAGCACCCAGAGCAGGGCAGAGCUGAUGAUGGUAACGAGAGCAGCGAGGGGAGGAAUACCCGGAGGAGUGAGGGGGAGGACGAGGGGAUGAGUGGGUGGGGGAGUGAGAGUAGUGUGGGCGGUGAACAGGGCAAUGGGAGGGCAAGGAGGCCAGCCAGCGAGGAGGCUCAUGGGGAAGGCGGGCAUGGGGAGGGUGGGCGUGCGCUGGUGGUGUACGUGCUGGAUGUGAGCAGUAUGACAUGGUCGCGCGUGCCCACGCAUGGGGUGUGCCCUGGUGUGCGCAUCCUGCACUUCGCCACCACCUACACCUGCGGUGGUUCUGGCAUUGAGCAUAUGGUCAUCUUCGGCGGGUACAGGGACGAUAGCACCAACCUGGAGACCAUGCAGCCCUAUGCUCUCAACCUUGCCUCCAUGGAGUGGCGUCGUGCCCGCUCCUCCGCCCCCACGCCUGCCCAUCUCCCGGAGUCAAACCGCGCUGCAGCAUACCAGCCUAUCGCUCGCAACCGCAGCGGCCUUACCAAGGUGGGGAACGACACGUUGCUGCUGACAGAGGGCACCAUCUAUGACACCCGCAGCUACCUCCGCGAUGUGCACGCCCUGCACCUGCCCUCCCUCUUCUGGUCGCCUGUGAGGGCACAUGGGCAGCCAACAGCGGGCCCCAGUGGAGGCCUCACAGCAGAAGGGCUCAUCGCCUAUGGCGGCUGUGUGCUAGGCACGUUGGGCAUUCAACCAGUGGCGAGGGUGGAUCCCCUGAUCAUCGGCUCAUGGGGUGCACUGUCCCCACCGCAGCCCCAGCCUCCCCCCGCGCGCACCUGCUGCCGGCCCUGGCUGCGCCUCUCUGCUGGCCUCUCGCUGCUGCCGCUUCAGCCCAUUGAACUUGUCUACUCCUCCACCUCCCCACCCGACUCUGCUGCUGCUGCUGCGAUGGAGAAAGCUACCGUGGCCCAUGGAACAGGAGGGGCUAGCAAAGGGGGUUCAGCUGACAGGAGUGAUUUGCUUGGCAGCCCCAGUGAGGAGGACUGUUCUGCGCCUGCGGUAGGCCAAGGUGGGAUGGCCGUGCAGCGUGUGGGCGUGGAAAUGUGUGUGUGCUGUGCGCUGUUCUACUCCUUGCCUUGCCUCUCAUGUGCUGGUUGUGAUAGAUUCCCCGGUGUUCUUCUCGUCCUCCUUCCGGCCCCCCCUUGUGCGUUUCCAGUCCCCCCUGCACCGUCAGGUGUAGACGAUCUCUCCAUGUGGACUCUUCGCUGUGGUGACUCACCAACAGCAGCAACAGCAGGGGCAGUACCAGCAGCAACGGCAGGGGCAGUAUUAGCAGCAACAGCAGGGGCAGCAGAUGCUUCUGUGCUAUUCCAAGCAAGUGCUCGUGCGGAGCAGGAUCAUACGCACAUACCGUCGCCCCUGUGCCACACUGCCUUCCGCCUCCCGCAUCUCAAUACCGCGCUCCUGCCCUCCUCUUCCCUUCUUCCCCUGCACAUGUCUCCCGCAUCAUCCCCUUCUGCAACCCCGCCUACUGCUCUCCCUACCGAUGCUGCCUCCGUACAUGCUCCUGCUGCCCCUGCUGCGGAUGCUGUUGCCUCUUCGUCUCCUCCUUGCCCUUUGUUUGCCAAAACGUCUGCGAGUCAACCGCCAGACGCAUCAACAACGGCGGUGGCGGCAGCAGUUGCUGAACUUGACCCUCUAAAGCUGCUUCUUCCAACCCCUGCUUCUGCUCACACACACAUAUCACUGCCUUUUGCGGUGUCUCUCUCCCCUCCUCUCCUUUCACUUUCGGAGGAAAGAGGAGGGGAAGGGAGGCCAGGAGGAGGAGGAAGAGGCGGAGUGGGGGCGGGAAUGAGUAUUUUGUUAGCAGCACCAGAGGAAGAGGGAGCAGAGGCAGGUGCUUGUGCUACAGCGACCGGCUCAUCUGCCUCCGCGGCUGCAGCAACAGCAACAGCAGCAGCAGCAGCAGCAGCAGCAGCAGCAGCAGCAGCAGCAGCAGCAGCAGCAGCAGCAGCAGCGGUGGGAGAUGUAGCGUCUGCGGCAGAAGCAGCAGAGGCGGCGGCACAGGCAGUGGCAGCGGUGGCGGCUGCGUGUGUGAACAUUGCGCUCAUGGUGCGCGAUGUGCGGCAAUCUCUGAUCAUGCGCAGGGGAGGGGUGGGGAACGAGGAGGGCGAUGCUGCUGGUAAGCACCUGUAG
This is a messenger RNA of Closterium sp. Naga37s-1, 3906 nucleotides long. Lineage: Eukaryota; Viridiplantae; Streptophyta; Zygnematophyceae; Desmidiales; Closteriaceae. The record is from the annotation of a GenBank genome assembly.